GCAUUUAUACGAAGUAUCGUUCCCGAGUACAUCCGCGCAGAAUCCUUGCCCGAAGUCGUCAUGUUGCGAUUCAUCCUACUCGCCACUCUCGUCGGCCUUGCGUGGUCCGCGCCAGCGCCAGCACCCAGACCACUCACCCUCGUCUCCGAGUUGAAAACUCCGGCGUCAACCGCCAAACUCACACCGCUGGUCGCGCCAAUCGCGCCAAUCGCUACACCAGUUAUCGCACCGAUUUCCCGUCUCGCCUAUGCCGCACCCGUUCUUUCACAGGUAUCGCCAUACACUUAUUAUUCUGCGCCGAUCGCGGAGAUCCCGUCGAGUUACUCGAUCGAGCAACAUGGGUACCAUAUUACCUACUGAUCGCAAAAAUCAUCAGACCGGUAGCCGUCGACCUCAGUAAAGCUCGUGUGGAAGUAUGCGUAAGCAGCUCGCAGCUUGUCUCCUCAUCGAUAAUCAUCUUCUAUCGUGUAAUCUCAUCCACGCAAAAAAAAAAGAACUUGGUGAAAGUUGA
Messenger RNA from Atta colombica, 511 nucleotides. RefSeq lists its product as uncharacterized. The transcript is spliced from 3 exons. The coding region runs from base 61 to 360 and encodes 99 amino acids. NCBI's taxonomy places the organism in Eukaryota, Metazoa, Arthropoda, Insecta, Hymenoptera, Formicidae. The record is from RefSeq and is a predicted model, not a curated record.